AUGACCAGUGUAAGCAGCCGCCAAAGAAACUCCAUCAUCGGCCUCUACGGUAUCCCCGGAUGUGGGAAGUCCCAUCUUCUCAGCGAACUCCAAAAGCAACUUGGUAACGAGAAGUACACCUACUACGAAGGAUCCAAAGUGAUUGGCGAUGUUGCGGACGGUGGCUUGCCGGGCUUCAAAAAAGCCUCAGACCGCCGACAGCGAGAGUAUCGUGAAAAGGCGAUUAAGAAGAUCGGGGAGAGUUCAAAAGACGGCCGGGUCACCGUCGUCACUGGUCAUUUCAUGUUCUGGGAGCUGACCGAGUCAAUUGGGAAGAUUGUAUGCACCAAAGGAGAUCUGGCAACAUACACUCACAUCUUCUACUUGGACGUUGCGCCUGAAGUGAUUCAGGGCUAUCGGGAAAAGGAUGCAGCCAGAAAACGUUCCCGUCUCCCGGUUUCCCACAUUCAAGCAUGGCAGAGAAUUGAGAAAGCUAAGUUGCGGAGACUUUGCCACGAGCACGGAAUCAUCUUUUCGCUUCUGGGCGCCCAUCAAGAUGCUGCGAGUCUGAUUAGAAGUGUUUGGCACCACGACGAAGAUUCUAAUCUCCACCUUGCUAAGCAUAAUCUCAUGGAGGCACUUGGUGACAACUUUUCUGGGACAACUGUUUUGAUGCUGGACGCGGACAGGACGCUGUGUUCCCAGGAUACUGGGAAGCUUUGGUGGAGGACAUACUGGCAGCAUUAUCCCUCUGAUGAGUCUGAUGGUUUUGAAUGUCCCUUGAGGCGGCUGUUUAGUGGUCCGCUUGGGUACAGCUACGCUGCCUUCCGUCAAGCUAUUUUUCUGUACGAAGAGGCUGCUGACCAUCAGAGGUUCGACGAUAUCUGUGACGAGGUUGCUUCGACCGUGGAUAUGCAUCCUGAGUUCAUCAACUUGCUGCGGCUGGUAUCUGACGACACUUGCGUCAAAGCAGUGGUGGUUACAUCAGGCUUACGGCUAGUCUGGGAAAAGAUCCUGACACGAGAAUGUUUGUUCGACAAGAUAAAAGUUCUUGGUGGAGGGCGCAUUGAUGACAUGUUUGUCGUCAGUCCGACGGUCAAAGGUGCUCUGGCCGACUACCUGCGGACAACCUUGGAGAUGAAAGUCUGGGCCUUUGGUGAUAGUCCCAUGGAUUUGGGCAUGCUACAAAAUGCUGAUCAAGCGUUCGUCGUCGUUGGCAGAGAGGGAAAUCGAAGCACAACUAUGGAUGAAGCCUUGAGGGUUGCAAUCGCUAAACAUAGAUUUCAGCCGAAACAGGUCUUGCUGCCUGCUACUUCAUUACCACGACUAGACACAAAGGUGCUACCAAUCACCACUCUCGACAGUCAGAUAUUUGUAGACCUGCUCUUUUGUGGCUCGAAAGAACUCGCAUUUAUCGACGCAACCGAUACCGAUGCCUCCCGAGUUCUUACCACUCCCACGAGGGAUGCCUCGAUAUCCGGACCCGCGCUCCAAAACGCCCAUCGCGACGCUGGAAGAUUCCUCGCGCUUGCUUACUUGCCCAACAUCGUUGGUGUCGAAGAUUACCCUAUUCCACAUGUGCAAGGCCAUCAAGUCACCGGCCAUCGACUCCAGGAUCAGCAUCAUACGACUAUAAUUGCUUUGAUGCGAGGUGGGGAGCCUCUGGCUCGUGGCAUUUACGACUACCUGCCUGAAGCCGCUUUCAUCCACGCGAAGACACCAGACGAUGUUCGUCACGGCCAUUUGCAGAAUCAUAAGACGGUCAUCUUGGCAGACUGGGUCAUCGACAGCGGAAAGACAGUGGCUGAGUUUGUCCGUCAUAUUCGGAAGCUGACUCCUGAUUUGCGCAUCAUCGUGGUUGCUGGCGUGGUGCAGAGCCGAUCGAUCGCCAAGCUUAGUCCGCUACAGGCGCUAAUGCGGCAUGGAGAUCUUACGGUGAUAGCACUUCGCAAGUCUGAUAACCAGUACAAAGGUACAGGGGAAACAGAUACCGGUAACCGUCUAUUCAACACGAUGCAUCUGCCCUAA
This is a messenger RNA of Aspergillus uvarum CBS 121591, 2007 nucleotides long. RefSeq lists its product as uncharacterized. The transcript has a single exon. NCBI's taxonomy places the organism in Eukaryota, Fungi, Ascomycota, Eurotiomycetes, Eurotiales, Aspergillaceae. Gene Ontology annotation, molecular function: magnesium ion binding. The record is from RefSeq and is a predicted model, not a curated record. The coding region runs from base 1 to 2007 and encodes 668 amino acids. Gene Ontology annotation, cellular component: cytoplasm. Gene Ontology annotation, biological process: dephosphorylation; L-serine biosynthetic process.